Molecule: messenger RNA, 1170 nt
Organism: Dendroctonus ponderosae (mountain pine beetle)
Lineage: Eukaryota; Metazoa; Arthropoda; Insecta; Coleoptera; Curculionidae
Product: short-chain dehydrogenase/reductase family 16C member 6
Cellular component (GO): lipid droplet
Molecular function (GO): oxidoreductase activity, acting on the CH-OH group of donors, NAD or NADP as acceptor
Source: RefSeq, a predicted model, not a curated record
CAAAUAUUCGACGGCGAAAAUGUCCAUCACACAAAUUACAGUUGGAGAUGUACCUAAUAGAAAUAUUUUUGUGCAGACAUCAACAUUUAAAUAUCUAUCAAGACAAGGUCACUUCAUUUCCAGAAAAUGAAAAAAAAUUAAAAUUUAAAUGUGGUUCACCAGUGAUAAAUUUUUGAGGACGCACUGCUUUUUGACUGUAUUUUCGCAUGACAUGGCAACGAUUGAAGAAAUUUUGCACUCGGCUAAAGGAGUUAUACAUGCGCUCUUUUUUCUUUUUAUUCUACUGCCAUAUUUCAUUAUUGAAGCCAUAUUUUCGUCAAAUCCUCAAAGAAAAUCAGUAGAAGGACAACUAGUAUUGAUAACUGGUACUGGACAUGGAAUUGGAAAAUUGUUGGCAUUUAAAUAUGCUAAAGCAGGGGCUCGUGUUAUUGGAUGGGAUGGGUGGAUGUUUCGAACCGACAAGAGGUCAUGGAUACGGCAAAGAAAAUUCAGCAAGAUAUCGGGGAUGUUACUAUUUUAAUAAACAAUGCAGGUAUAAUGCCCCAUCAUUCGUUCCUAGACCACACGGAGCAGGAAAUACGGAGAAUAAUGGAUAUUAACGUUAUGGGAAACUUUUGGACAUUACAAGCAUUUCUCCCUAAGAUGAAAGAAAACAACAAUGGUCACAUCGUAUCCCUUUCCUCAAUGGCGGGAUACGUAGGACUGAUCAAUCUUGUUCCAUAUAAUGCCAGCAAGUUUGCUGUGCGUGGACUUAUGGAAGGUUUAUAUGAAGAGUUCAGGCGACACCCGAACAACAAUGUCAAUUUUACAACCGUAUACCCUUUCAUGACGGAUACCGGGUUAUGUAAAAACUAUGACAUUACCUAUGAACUGCUUUUUCCAUUGUUAAAGCCUGCGUUUGUAGCAGAUGCAAUAUUUGAGGCUCAGAGUACCAACAGAAGAAACGUUUUGCUUCCUGCAGAUAUAGGACUAGCAGUGAAAUUAAAAACCAGAUUUUUGCCACAAAAAGCAUGCAACUACAUAUCGGACAACUUCAGAGCUGAUCUGCUUUCCGACAUACACCUUAACAAUACUUGAAAUAUUAACAGUAGGUAAAAGUCUGCAUUAUUCCCAAAAUAUUUUUUUUUAAGCUGGCUAUGUAUUAUUCAAUAAACUUACCUGUAAAACUGA